CUCGGGGGCAUGGCCAGCAGGGCUGGGCAGCCUGGAGCAUCCCUGGAGCACCCAUCUCCACUGCCUCGUCCCACAGAGAAGGAGGGACCUGCUGGUGCCUGUCCCUUCCAGCCUUUCCCAGAGCCCUCCCCAUCAAAUGCACUGCUCCAGGAGCAGUUUAGCAAUCCAUCACCAUUUUUCUUAUUCUCUUUAAAAAAAUAAGGGAGUUACCCCCUGCUCUGAGCAACCUUCCAACCUGCAGCUUUGCAGGAAAACACCUUGGAGCUCUUGGCUGCCAAUUCCUGCAUGGAGGCAAAGCCGGGAGGAUGCAGGGAACAAAGCCCCACCUAGGCACCACGGCUGCCUCCCUGGGCCCCUGGAGGAUGGAAAAAUCCCCAAAAAUCACCAAGAAGCUUUUGGAAAAGAAAAGGCCAUGAAUACAGCUGGGGAUUUACAGGCCAGCACUCCAGGUUGGAUGUGGGCGCCUUCUCCGGUGCGCUGCCAUCAUGAGAAGGUUUAAGGAGCUGAUUUUAUGGAUGCCUAAAUAAAUACCUGGAGCUAAUAUAUCACAAUACAGGGCACAUUCAUCUGCUGUGCCCGAGUGGGAUAGAAUUAGACGGCAGUGUCUCUCUCAAGGCCAGCCCCGCUGUAAUUCAUGCCCCGAGGCAGCCAGCCGAGGGGAGGAGGAGGAGGAGGAAUUCUGCAGGCAGCAGUAUUGAUGGGCUACUCCCAGAAGCUUUGUUUUAAUUAAUUUUCAGAGUGCUCCUUGCAGUGGAUCAGGCAGCUCCUUCAAAGCCUCCUUCCACCCACUGCCCGUGCUCUUGUGCAGGGUCUGGGGCAGCGGGGUGAGCCUGGAGCCCCCCUGCUUUUGGAUAAGUAGAAGCUGUUGCUGUUUUUAAAAAUGGGGGCUCCCCCCAGCCAAGAGGCCUCUGAUGGCCACAGCGUGGGCAGGUGGAUUUGUCACAGCUUUUCUCUUCCCCUUUUUAUUGACUUUCUGCUUGUUCCUGCUGCCAGGGGUCAGUGGGGCGUUGGCUGGACUUUGCCAAAAGUCCACCCCAGCCAUGUGGCUCCCAGGUGCUGACGCAGAGCCCUGCCCUGAGAUACCAGGGGACUGAAGAGCGGCUCUGCAGCCCGGUGGGUGUGUGGUGCUGAGGCUGGAACGGGGCUGUGCCAGCUCCAAAGCUUUCCCUGAGUAAGCAGGUUUGUGAACCUGAACUGCAUUUGCCCUGCGAGCAGCAAGGUGACAGCAGCAGCCACAGCUCAGCGCCGAACUUGGGGUGACCCGGCUGACACAAAGGGACCUGUCCCCAUCCAGGACAUCAUGGCAAGCGACACGGAGCCCUCCAACACCAUCAAACUGCUGCACCUGCUCUUCCUCUCCACCUCCUGGGGAAUGCAGGCUUUGUGAUGAGCAGGCACCUCCCUCGCCACACCUUCGGCUCCAUCCAGCGGCAGCUCUUCCCCUACUACUUCCACAUCAGCUCCACCUGUGCCUUCCUCAACCUGACCCUGUUUGCCAUGUCCCACCCCAGCGAGAAGCUCGGCGAGCAGCACACGACCCAGAUCAUCAUCUUCCUCGUCUGCAUCGCCGCCGCGGUGCUGAACACGCAGUGGUUUGGGCAGGUGGCCUCUGCCUUGGUGGCCGAGCUGCAGCUGGUGGAGCAGAGGCACGGGCUGGGGCAGGAGGUGGGGCUGGCAGGCAGCGAGCCCCGCAGGCAGCUCCGUGCCUCCAGCCCCGGCUACAGGCAGCUGGCCCGCAGCUUCGCCCUCUACCACGCUCUGUCCUCGCUCUGCAACCUCCUGUGCAUCGUCUGCAACGGGCUCAGCCUCUACCACCUGGCUGGCCAGCUCUCUGCCCUCUGAGGGCACUGCCAGGGAUGGUGGGCAGUGCCCAGCCCCUGCUGCCUCGCUGUAAAGGCAUUAAAGUGAAGCAUCCUCCUGCUCUGGGCAUUAAAGUGCAGCACCCUCGGCUGGAGAUACUCUUGCUGUGUUGAAAUUUAGGAAUAGUGAAAUGGAAAUGUUUUCUCUAGAGCUGCCUGCAGCCAGCCUCCUUGAUCGAAGCAGGAGUGUUUUAUGGCUGAACAGCUUUCUAAUGCCCCGUGCAUUGGCUGUGUCUAAAGCUGCAGUAUUCCUGCAGAAGAGAAAGAAACGAGAUUGAGAAUUACUUCUGAUUAAAAGCCAAACACUAAUACGGAAGUG
Passer domesticus (house sparrow) is the source of this 2178-nucleotide messenger RNA. It is a transcript of the gene TMEM205, whose product is annotated as transmembrane protein 205. NCBI's taxonomy places the organism in Eukaryota, Metazoa, Chordata, Aves, Passeriformes, Passeridae. The record is from RefSeq and is a predicted model, not a curated record. Bases 1387 to 1842 code for a protein of 151 amino acids. The transcript has 3 exons.